Molecule: messenger RNA, 1756 nt
Organism: Oldenlandia corymbosa var. corymbosa
Lineage: Eukaryota; Viridiplantae; Streptophyta; Magnoliopsida; Gentianales; Rubiaceae
Source: the annotation of a GenBank genome assembly
AUCCGGUUGUUUAAGGUAAAAUAUAGUUAAGUUUGAUAAAAAAUAAAAUAUUUCAUUUUAGUAAAACUGGACAAUAAUUAUGGAACAUGGGAAGUAUUUGAGAAAGUAACUACUUGCAAAGUCGGUAAAGUGUAACGAGAGAAUUAUCAUCUCAUAUACUAUGAUGCAUUUUCUGUGAUUUAAAAUGUUGUAUCUCAUAUUUGCUAAUUGUUUAACAAAAAAAUUUCGAGUAACUAUUUUGGGACGUGUAAUAUUAGAUUACACAAAAUUUUUGAACUCUUACUUUAAAUAAGUGAAAAAAAAAAUACGAGAGAAUUAAAUGACAGUUUAGUAUUUAAGACGUUGUACUUUCUAGUAUUAGACUUUAUUUCGAUUCUCACUACAGAGGCGGAAUUUUUUUUUAAAAAAAAAAAAGUGAAAAAAGAAAAGGAAGGAAGAGAAACAAAAUUUGGGCAUUAGUGCUGGCGGCUCUGACCACCGAAUUACUGACGAUUAACUCCUCGGUUCAGUUUAAGCAGCUUAACACCUCUACCCUAUUCUUCAGCACAUUUCCACAACAAUGGCGGCUGCGGCUUCAAUCAUCUCCCCAAACCCCACCGUCGCCAAACUUUCCUCCAAUCCUUCCGCCAUUAACUCCUCCCGGAACCCAUUAGUCACUCUCAAAUUUACCUCAACUUCCCCAAACUACGCCUCUUCUAAACCCCUAAUCUCAUCCUCCUCCUAUUCUUCUUCUUCCCUUCCUCGUUUCCACCACAAGCCCUUCUCCACCCUUGCUCCCCCUUCCGCAGCGGCCGCCGCCGGCGAGGCUGCCACCACCUUCCACGGCGUUUGCUACGUCGUUGGGGAUAACAUCGACACUGAUCAAAUCAUCCCUGCUGAAUACCUCACCCUUGUUCCCUCCAAACCGGAAGAGUACAAGAAGUUGGGGUCGUAUGCUUUAUGUGGGCUCCCCUCAUCUUACCAGCCCCGUUUUGUGGAGCCGGAUCAGUUCAAGUCAAACUUUACCAUUAUCAUCGGUGGUGAUAAUUUCGGAUGUGGGUCCUCUCGGGAGCACGCUCCGGUGGCUUUGGGAGCCGCCGGUGUGGCGGCUGUGGUGGCGGAGUCGUAUGCGAGAAUAUUCUUCAGGAAUUCGGUGGCUACCGGAGAAAUUUAUCCUUUAGAAUCGGAAGGGAGGUUGUGUGAGGAGUGUAAAACUGGAGAUGUUGUCACGAUUGAACUCGCAAAUAACAAGUUGAUCAAUCAUACUUCUGGGAAAGAGUAUCAAUUGAAGCCAAUUGGGGAUGCAGGGCCGGUUAUUGAGGCUGGUGGGAUUUUUGCUUAUGCGCGAAAGACUGGGAUGAUUCCUUCCCGAUAGACAUUGAACGUCUCUUUGUGGUUGUAUUAGCUGUGCAAGUUCAUGAGAUGGGUUCAGGCUAUUAGAGCUAAUUACUGAUCUUCAGGGAAUCUAGGCCCAGCAGAACUCAUUGUAUUGUGAAAGAGCGUUGUUAGAUGACUGUGUGGUCAACCUUGUGUUUGUCUGAUAUCAUUACUUUGACCUAUUACUAUUGCGAGUAUGAAUUUAGUGCUGAAUUCAGUGACAUGGUUAUUGUGUGUUGUGAUCUCAAGUAACUGCUGUCUAUAUUUUCUGUAAUCCAUAUUCAAUUGCAUUUCUUUCCUGCUGUAAUUGUCUAGAUUUAUCCAUUGCAAAUGAAGCUAGAAGAGAUUCAUAACAAUUCUUUCAGCUUUGUGCUAAUAAUGGAUUAGAUUAAAAUGCCUC